Molecule: messenger RNA, 388 nt
Organism: Grammomys surdaster
Lineage: Eukaryota; Metazoa; Chordata; Mammalia; Rodentia; Muridae
Product: CMRF35-like molecule 3
Exons: 3
Coding region: 1-342 (113 amino acids)
Source: RefSeq, a predicted model, not a curated record
AUGGAGAACGUUGACAUGAAGAACAUUGAAAUUUCAACUACAGUACUCACAACCAUACCCAUAUUUCUGAUGUCCACACCAACCAUGGAGAACAUAGGCACGGAUAAUAUUGACAAGGAACAAGAUAUUCAGAGCAGCCCCUUCACCUGGUCCCUCCUGAGCAGCCUCUCCUUCCAGCUGCUGGUCUUUGUGGUGUUUCCCCUGGUCCUGUGCAUGUACUUUGUUGUCCUCUGGGUGAUCAGGUCUCAGAGACCCUCUGGGGGAGAUGAAAUUGGCCUGGUGAAGAUCCAUAGUUCUGAUGCCCAGGACAGAGAGGAACCCUUCCCAGGAGAUGGAAAAUGAUCUUGAUCCCUCUGUUUCUGUCUCUGUUCCUGUCCCUGUCCCUGUC